AUGGACCAGUCGUCUCCAACCUACAUGCUUGCCAACUUAACCCACUUGCAUUCGGAACAGCUUCUGCAAGGCUUGAACCUCCUUCGCCAGCAUCACGAGCUCUGUGACAUUAUCCUUAGAGUUGGCGAUGUCAAGAUCCAUGCCCACAAAGUGGUGCUUGCCAGCAUCAGCCCAUACUUCAAAGCCAUGUUCACUGGGAACCUUUCCGAGAAGGAAAACUCAGAGGUGGAGUUCCAGUGCAUUGAUGAGGCAGCCCUGCAGGCCAUCGUGGAGUACGCCUACACGGGAACCGUGUUUAUCUCGCAAGACACCGUGGAGUCGCUUCUCCCAGCUGCCAAUCUUCUCCAGAUCAAACUGGUAGUGAAGGAGUGUUGUGCGUUUCUUGAAAGCCAGCUUGAUCCUGGCAACUGCAUCGGGAUUUCUCGUUUUGCAGAGACCUAUGGCUGCCAUGACCUCUACUUGGCUGCUAACAAGUACAUUUGUCAAAACUUUGAAGAUGUUUGUCAGACGGAAGAAUUUUUUGAGCUUACGCAUUCCGAAUUGGACGAAAUUGUUUCCAAUGACUGCUUGAAUGUUGUGACAGAAGAAACCGUUUUUUACGCGCUAGAGUCCUGGAUCAAAUACGACGUGCAGGAGCGACAGAAGUACUUGGCGCAGCUGCUGCAUUGCGUUCGGUUGCCGCUGCUGAGCGUUAAGUUUCUUACGAGGCUGUACGAAGCAAACCAUCUCAUUCGCGAUGACCAUACUUGUAAACAUCUGCUAAACGAGGCCCUAAAAUACCACUUUAUGCCUGAACACAGACUUUCCCACCAGACCAUGCUGAUGACACGACCUCGCUGCGCUCCUAAAGUGCUUUGUGCUGUAGGAGGAAAAGCCGGACUGUUUGCGUGCCUGGAAAGUGUUGAAAUGUAUUUUCCCCAGAAUGACUCCUGGAUAGGCCUGGCACCUCUUAGCAUUCCCCGCUAUGAGUUUGGAAUAUGCGUCCUAGACCAGAAAAUAUAUGUUGUAGGAGGGAUUGCAACCCACGUGUGUCAAGGCAUCAGUUACCGAAAGCACGAGAAUUCGGUGGAGUGCUGGGACCCCGACACGAACACUUGGACAUCUCUUGAAAGGAUGUUUGAGAGCCGGAGUACUCUGGGCGUGGUAGUUCUGGCAGGAGAGCUCUACGCCUUAGGUGGCUACGAUGGGCAAUCUUAUUUACGAACUGUAGAGAAAUACAUUCCGAAAGUGAAGGAAUGGCAGCUGGUGGCCCCAAUGAACAAAACAAGAAGUUGUUUCGCUGCAGCUGUCUUGGAUGGAAUGAUAUAUGCCAUCGGGGGCUAUGGUCCUGCCCAUAUGAACAGCAUGGAGCGUUACGAUCCAAGUAAAAACUCAUGGGAGACAGUCGCCUCGAUGGCUGAUAAACGAAUAAACUUCGGUGUCGGUGUCAUGCUGGGCUUCAUUUUUGUAGUAGGUGGACACAAUGGCGUGUCUCACUUAUCGAGCAUUGAGAGAUACGAUCCUCAUCAAAAUCAGUGGACUGUGUGUCGACCCAUGAAGGAACCCAGAACAGGAGUUGGUGCCGCUGUAAUCGAUAACUACCUUUAUGUAGUUGGAGGUCAUUCAGGGUCGUCCUACCUGAACACUGUCCAGAAAUACGAUCCCAUCUCGGAUACCUGGCUGGACUCUGCCGGGAUGAUGUACUGUCGAUGCAAUUUUGGUUUGACUGCGCUUUGACGAAAAGCACGACUUUACGGACCUGGUGCAAAGAAGGAGCUCGGUCUGCUUGAAAAUAAACCCUGCUGGUGGAGACCGUAAGCUGCGUUUUCUGAAGGUGGAAAAUUGGAGGAAUGUGGUGAAACGGGGAUUGAAAUGAGGAAGGAUUUGUUUUCUCCCGGUAACUGGCCUUUGUUACUUUAGCGGCACGGGCAGAAGGAACGGGAAGCUUAUUGCCGGCUGGGUUUAGAGAGCUCCCUGUUGAUGGCAGCGAGUUGUAGAGAGUACUGUACAUGCCUGGGAUAUGAUUAGAAAACUUACUGUAUAUCUAACCCUUUCACUUUCUAGAUCUUUUCUCUCUUCCUCCUGCCUACUAUGAAAUACGAAGUUUACUGUGCUUGGGGUGAGAGACGUGCGGAUGUGCUGUACGACUGGACAGUGUGCUGGUAGUUGUCUGGUUGUGUCUUCAUAUUAAGAAAACGCCAGUGCUUCAUAAAUUUUUUUUUUUAUGAACAGUAACUAAAGGGCUGCCUUGUUUCUGUAUCUCAAGGUUUGUAAAUAAUAAAUGCCAUAGUAUGUUG
This is a messenger RNA of Pelecanus crispus (Dalmatian pelican), 2276 nucleotides long. The record is from RefSeq and is a predicted model, not a curated record. NCBI's taxonomy places the organism in Eukaryota, Metazoa, Chordata, Aves, Pelecaniformes, Pelecanidae.